Messenger RNA from Ornithodoros turicata, 1691 nucleotides. RefSeq names its product V-type proton ATPase 21 kDa proteolipid subunit c''-like. Gene Ontology annotation, biological process: proton transmembrane transport. The coding region runs from base 102 to 734 and encodes 210 amino acids. Gene Ontology annotation, molecular function: proton-transporting ATPase activity, rotational mechanism. The transcript has 6 exons. The record is from RefSeq and is a predicted model, not a curated record. Lineage: Eukaryota; Metazoa; Arthropoda; Arachnida; Ixodida; Argasidae. Gene Ontology annotation, cellular component: proton-transporting V-type ATPase, V0 domain; membrane.
CGCGUCCUAGUCAUAAGACCAUCGCUUGUCUGCUGAAAUUUUGUGGUAUAAAUUUAUCUGUGAUCUUCCAGAAGCGGUUUGGCGCGUUAAAACCGUAAGCAAUGGGGUUGCUUGCAAAUACACAGUAUACAGUGUAUAGCAUCUCGUCGUUCAUCAUACUGUGUAUUGGGCUCUACUACACUCUGUCAGGGAAGGGUCAGAGGAUAGACUUCGGUUGGUUUCUGGAAGGCAUUUCCCCCUACAUGUGGUGCUGUCUCGGGAUUGGAUUCUCAAUCUCCCUAUCCGUCAUAGGUGCAGCUAGUGGUAUCUUCACCACAGGCGUGAGCAUUGUUGGAGGUGGCGUAAAGGCUCCACGUAUCCGUACCAAGAAUCUGGUGUCAAUCAUCUUCUGCGAGGCCGUGGCAAUCUAUGGCAUCAUCAUGGCCAUUGUGUUGCUCAACCAGAUCAGCCAGUUCAGUGAUGACCUGGAAGACUACAAGCUGAAAUCUUUGAAUUAUAUGUCUGGGUACAUAAUGUUUGGAGCAGGCCUCACCGUGGGGCUGGGGAACCUCUUCUGCGGAAUGUCCGUCGGAAUAGUGGGCUCUGGAGCAGCUCUCGCUGAUGCCGCCAACCCAGCACUCUUUGUCAAGCUGCUCAUUGUCGAGAUCUUCGCCAGUGCUAUCGGCCUCUUCGGACUCAUCGUAGCUGUGAUAAUGGCCUCAAAGAUCAACAUGGGAGACGCCAAGAAAGCGUAGUCGAUCUCUGUGUGCACAAAUAUUGUCUGUCUGUUUUACUCCUGGCAAGAAAACAUUGUUCUUGGAGAGACAAAAGCAGUCAUUAGUCAUUCGUCGGGCAGCACAUUCCACUUUAAGAUUUUGACAUUUGUUUCUGCCCCUGUGACCCCCCCCCCCCCCCCCCCCCCCCCCCCCCCUCCUCCUCCUCCUGCCAUUGUAAUGGAUAAACUGUGACUCUUUCCGUGAUGCCAAAGAAUGACAUUUUCGUUUCAGCACAGUGCAUAUUCCUGUGCAAUUGCCUGCUAAACAGAACCUUUUAUGGAAAAGUACAUUCAAGGUGUUGGAUCUCACAUUCAAGAACAGACCUAAAUUGUGUAGCGGAUACGUACGCGCGAAAUACGGGAUAUAUAUAUAUAUGGGUGUGAUCUUUCUGUGAAAGCGUUCUGUUUACUGCAUUAGUUGUUAGCCUGGCAUUCAAAUUACGAGGAUGCUACUGUACGGUGAUGAAAAUAGGAGCCAGCAUUUGUCUCAGUGUUGUUAGUCCAGCAUAAAUACAACAGGCAUGAAGAAACUUAAAGUUUAACGGAGCUUGUAUUUGAGGUACGUACUAUAUCGAAACAAGCUGCACGUAAAGGACUGACAGUGCAGCACAGGCAAAAUUUAAGUGACAGUCCUGCAUAAAAUGCCUUUCUCUCAGAUAGUCUAGCAUGGUACAUACAGAGUUAAUAUUAAGUAUCUGUAAUUUAUUUGUACAUAAUGUUGCUUCUGCUCAUCCGAUGGUGUGCAUGUUCAUAAAGUGUGUAUGAAUGGGCUCUUGUGGGACAUCACAUUCUCCUGCAUGUCUGUGUGCAGAGGAAUCCGUGGAACUACUACAUGUGUAGUGGCUCAACAGUUGUCAAUAUGAAAAAUAUUGAUCAAAUGUCCAAUGGUGAGUUUUAUUUUCGUUGUGAAAGUAUAGUCAAUAAAGUGUUGGAUCUA